Cryptotermes secundus is the source of this 911-nucleotide messenger RNA. RefSeq names its product ATP-dependent Clp protease proteolytic subunit (gene ClpP). The record is from RefSeq and is a predicted model, not a curated record. Gene Ontology annotation, biological process: protein quality control for misfolded or incompletely synthesized proteins. Gene Ontology annotation, molecular function: ATPase binding; serine-type endopeptidase activity; ATP-dependent peptidase activity. Lineage: Eukaryota; Metazoa; Arthropoda; Insecta; Blattodea; Kalotermitidae. The transcript has 6 exons. Gene Ontology annotation, cellular component: endopeptidase Clp complex. The coding region runs from base 87 to 806 and encodes 239 amino acids.
GCGUCUUGAAUUUGUUCACCCUGGUGCAGUUAUUCUUUGGCUAGGGGACGUGAGGGGUUUGUUGUCUGUUAGGUUUGGGGUUAGAGAUGUGGCGGAAAGCAAGUAGAUUUGUAAGUGGUUUGCAAUGCAGUCACCAUAUACGACAUAUACGUACAAGUCUAGCACAUAGACAGCCACUGGUUCCAAUUGUCAUUGAACAGACAGGAAGAGGAGAACGUGCAUAUGAUAUUUACUCACGUCUGCUCAAAGAGCGAAUCAUCUGUGUUAUGGGACCGAUCUCAGAUGACCUGUCAUCACUGGUAGUGGCACAGCUGCUGUUCCUGCAGUCAGAAAGCAGCAAGAAGCCUGUACACAUGUAUAUUAAUAGCCCUGGAGGCAGUGUCACUGCAGGUCUGGGUAUCUAUGACACCAUGCAGUACAUCCUUCCCCCCAUUGCAACAUGGUGUGUUGGUCAGGCGUGCAGUAUGGCAAGUUUGCUCUUGGCAGCUGGUGCACCUGGAAUGAGACAUGCCCUCCCUAAUGCACGUAUUAUGAUCCACCAGCCAUCUGGUGGUGUACAGGGCCAAGCAACAGACAUCCAGAUACAGGCUGAGGAGAUCAUAAAGCUCAAGCGACAGAUCAACGGUCUGUAUGUGAAACACACAGGGUUGCCACUUGAGAGAAUAGAAUCUAGCAUGGAGAGGGACAAAUUCAUGUCACCAGUUGAUGCAAAAGAGUUUGGCAUCAUAGACAAGAUACUGGACCACCCACCCAAACAUGGAGAAAAGGUUGAGAGCAGUGAGCAGUGUACUGUGGCAGGCAACUAGGCACAAAACAAGACACAGUGAAUUGAAAAUGAUCUUAUGUUUCACUUUAUUAAAUGAUUCCAAAAUUUAAGCUUGCUGACCUAUAUAUAUUUUUAUUCCAUCUGA